GCAUUAUUGAACCAUGGCCGCCCCGCUUGCGUUGAGUUCUGCAUGGACUUCUCGAGGAGAUUCGCGCAUACUCGGUGCGCAUGCAUGUUCAGGUCCGACUCCUGGCCUCAUUUUGGUCACCACAUCAGACCAGGUUGCUCUGCUCAACACGGCCAAAUCCACUUUUCAAGGCAACGCCGCCGUUGUGCACAGCUGGGAGUAUCGUAGCGGGAGUGCCCAGGCACUGUCACUUAUCGCUGUCCAGCAUCCAACCAAGCACGAUCUGUUCUUUGGUAUUCGUGGCAAAGGCAAGACUGAAUUCGUCUCGUGGUCGUCGGCCACGGAACGCAUCAACGACGUGCCCGCCCGCACGCUUCCUUUCUCAGUCCACGCCCUGCUCGUCAACACCCAUCUCGACGGUUGCGUGGUCGUAGGUACAAAUGGCGCGGUGUCCAUCGUGACGGAUGCCUCCAUCUCUCCAUUGGUUGUGGCCACGAAGCCUGCAUCGACGACGGUCGUGUUUGUGCACCUCGCCCACGACAACACCCACCAACUCCACCUCACACUCGUGUUCAAGGCCGCCACCGGCUCGACCUACACUGCGGCAUCGUAUACUUUGUCACAGGACCAUGACGAUUCGGCUCCCGUGACCAUCGCGUCCACUGGCCCCCGUCACGACGUCACUCCGCCCUCGGCUACAUCGACGUUGGUGUCGACUAUCGUACAAGACCCCCACACGUUGUCUCUAUUUUGGUCCACUGGUGAGUGGCAGACGGUGGCGCUGCACGCGUCGCCUGCCACUGCAAUCAAGCACGUGGCGUCGUUGUCCGUUCUCCCCACAACCGCCACCACCACCACCUCUCAAGAACAAGGAAGCAACAAGAAGAAGCGAAAGGUCUCUGCCGAGUCGAACGCUGUCACAUACUUUGCCUCGUCCGUGUCUUCUAAGUCGCUAGUGGUCGGGUCGCCCUCGUCCCUUUCCGUGUGGAACAGCCAAUACGUGGUCGAAAUGGCUAAACAUUCCAUCGUGUCGUCGGCUCCUGUGCCGACAAACCUGCUGGCCCUUGUGGUGCUGCCGCAAACGUCUCACAUUGCGUACAUCUCGGAGCGCGCAGUCCAGGUGGCGGUCGUGCCCACUGCUCCCGCGACGCUGGCCUCGGUGCUGGGCAAAGGCGCAUCCUCCCAACAGCCCCCGCUCGUCCUAUCGACAUUUGUGCCGUCCAACCCGGCCGAAGUGACGGCGGUCAUGUCCUCGCUGGACCUGUCCACGUGGCAGUCGACGAUGCUCGGGGAAAACGCGGCGCAGGUCGACGUGCUGGCCACCCUCACGGCGCCCGCGUUGACGCGCGAGGAGUUCCUAAAGACGUUCUACGGGUACGUGUACUUCAAGACCAAGCGAAAGCUGCGGGUGGCGGUGCUGUCUCCGCAGUUUGUGGUGCAAGUCGCCUCGCGCAUCGUCCACUCCCCCGAGCUCGCGUUGUGGGCCGAGCUAUCGCUGCUGCUGUCCACCAAACACUUGUGCAGCCGGUCGAUUCCAUCGCUCGUUCCCACGGCGAUGGCGCUCAAGCAGUUUGGCUUGCUUGAGGACUGCUUGGUGCACCUGUCGGACGUCGACGAGGUGCUGGCCAUCCGGAUAUGCAAGUUUAUCCUUCGCGAAGCCUCCCCUUCGUCGGUGGCGGCGUUCCAGAGUCAGCACGCCAAGGGCUCGACGUCGGGCGUCACCACCGCCAGCCAAUUUGUCGAGCAUUUCCUCAGUCUUGUGGUGGCCCUGCCAAAGGCCGACGUGUUCCUGCAAACUGCCAUGCAAGCUUUCACUGUGCCCGAGGUGCUGGCGUUGCUGGCGUGCCUCAAGAAAUGGUACCGCCAGCGCGCCGCGCCCGACUCACUCCAUCACAUUGUCGAGUGGAUGGGGCUCCUCCUGGACGUGCAUUACACGGCGCUCGUGGUCGAAAGCGACUCGUCGCCGUACAUUGUGACUGUGCUCAAGGACCUGCAGGCGCUGCUGCUGUCGCACGUCGACGCGUGCCAUCACAUGGCAGACAUUCACGGCGAACUGGACCAGUUCCUCACGAGCGCGCAUUUGCCCCAGACGGCAGCGACCUUGCCCGAUUAUGCCGUCGACGUGCUGCUCCUUUAACCCUAAUUGACGUACAUUACACAUUUGAG
This is a messenger RNA of Aphanomyces astaci, 2145 nucleotides long. RefSeq lists its product as hypothetical. Gene Ontology annotation, biological process: maturation of SSU-rRNA. The transcript has a single exon. Gene Ontology annotation, cellular component: nucleolus. The coding region runs from base 14 to 2116 and encodes 700 amino acids. Gene Ontology annotation, molecular function: RNA binding. The record is from RefSeq and is a predicted model, not a curated record. Lineage: Eukaryota; Oomycota; Saprolegniomycetes; Saprolegniales; Verrucalvaceae.